Anguilla anguilla (European eel) is the source of this 3614-nucleotide messenger RNA. RefSeq names its product HDGF like 2 (gene hdgfl2). The transcript is spliced from 16 exons. Gene Ontology annotation, cellular component: nucleus. Gene Ontology annotation, biological process: regulation of transcription by RNA polymerase II. Gene Ontology annotation, molecular function: double-stranded DNA binding; transcription coregulator activity. Bases 790 to 2790 code for a protein of 666 amino acids. NCBI's taxonomy places the organism in Eukaryota, Metazoa, Chordata, Actinopteri, Anguilliformes, Anguillidae. The record is from RefSeq and is a predicted model, not a curated record.
GAACAUUGCGCUUAUUUUGGUAUAUUUGGUGUUGUUGUGAUUGCGCUGUAGUUUUUCAUAGCUGAUCAAGUGACUUUCCAGAUAGUGCUAGCAAAUUUUCGCACCUGCUGUGCUAUGCAUAGCUCACUAUCUAUCUGAAUGGGCAUGCCAUUUUGGGAAGUUGUAAAUUUAGCUAUUAUUAACUAUGAGGUAGGUUUACGCAUAUGUCAGCACUAGCUGUUGCGUUAUUGCUAGAGAGUUUGAUAGAAGCUAAUUUUAAAAAUUAGCUAGGUAGCCACCUCUAGCUUGCGAGUUAGAACCAUAGACUGUGGGGGGAAAUUGUGGAUGUCUCAUGGUUUUAAGAAUAGCUGUUUCACCAUAUUUUCACCAUACUCAAAAUAUAUUUUUAUGUAACAUUACUACAUUUAAGUAAAACAGUCGUGAUUCAGUCGUCACUGUUGUGAUUAUGCUAAUUGUUAUGAAGCCGAUAAUAUCUUAAAUAACGUUAAUUAACUCCAUAGGUCGGGGACAGCGCCUUAGAUUCCAUACGGCGAGAUGUAAUUGGUGGGAGAGGAUGAAAAACGUGAGAUUCCCCCAAUCUGGAAAACCAGACGAGCUGGGCGGAACGUCCGUUCUGUAAACACGACACUCGGCGGAAGUUGCGUCCCAGCCUAGCAGCCGUCUCGCAUAGUGGUGUGUCAGUAAACAGGUCUCGUACUGGCCUGAAUACUGGGGCAUAGCGAAACGGUAGCGAACCACAGCCGGAGGGAAAAUUAGCCGAGAAGGAUCUCGCGAAGGCGGAACAACACAAUGCCGCACAAUUUCCAGCCGGGGGACCUGGUGUUCGCCAAAAUGAAGGGGUACCCCCACUGGCCGGCCAGGAUUGAGGAUGUAGCUGAAGGGGCGGUGAAACCACCGCCGAACAAGAUCCCCAUCUUCUUCUUUGGGACCCAUGAAACGGCAUUCCUUGCACCGAAGGACCUGUUCGCCUACGAGAAGUACUGCGAACGCUACGGGAAACCCAACAAGAGGAAGGGCUUCAACGAGGGAUUGUGGGAAAUCCAGAACAACCCGCACGCAUCAUACACGACGCCCGCUCCAGCUAGCUCUUCUGACAGCGAGACGGGGGCCAAUGAGGACGGAGCAGGAAGUGAUGCGGAGGAGGAAGCAGUGGUGCCCAGGAAGUCGGAGACAGGAAGUGAUGUGGAUUCUGAGUCUGGGAGUGAGGAUGGAGGAAGAGGAGGGGUGAAGAGGAAAGCUCCUGCUGUGAAGCGCCCCCCGGUGAAGCGAACGCGCGGGGGCUCUUCCAGCGACCGGGACGGCUCGGAGGAGGAGAGCGGCUCGCCCUCGGAGCCCGAGCCCACCCCCAGCUCGGGCUCCGAUUUCGGGAAGAACAGCGACCAGGACUUCACCCCCGACGUGAAGGCCGGGCCCAAGGGGGGGCGGAAGGGGGCGGGCCGAGGGAGGAGGAAGAAGCCGACCUCCGACUCUGACUCCGCCUCCCGGUCAGAGGACGAGGGGGGGAGGAGCGAGACGGACGUCAAGCCCCGCCCCGCUCUGUCCGGGUCCGAGUCCGGGUCCCGGUCCGGGGGCUCCAAGUCCAAGUCCGGCUCCGACUCCGACCUCGACCCCCCGCCGAGGAAAGGCCCCCAGGGGCGCAAGAAAGAAAAGCCGCCCCCGAAGCCUCGUGUACGCAAGCCCAGGCCCGCCCCAGUCAGAGCUCCCUCCUCUUCCUCUUCAUCAGACAGUGACAGCGACAGCGAGCCGGACCGCAUCAGCGAGUGGAAGCGGCGGGACGAGGAGAAGAAGCGGGAGCUGGAGGAGCGCAGGAAGAGGGAGGAGGCCGAGGAGCUGAGGAGGCUGAGGGAGAGGGAGAAGGAGGAGGACGAGGAGAGGAGGAGGGAGAAGGAGAAGGCCGCGGCCAGAGCAGCAGGAGGGGGAGGCGGUAGCGACAGCAGCUCGGACGAGGGUCCCGACAACCAGCGAGUCAAAAAGACCAAGAAGCCCUCUCCCGCUCCCAUCCCCGCCCCCUCUGACUCAGACUCCGACGCCCCGCCCCGGGCAGAGGUGAAGAAACCUGGGAAGCGUCCGGACAGUCAGAAGAAAGGGAGGUCAAAGAAAGAGAAGGAGGGAAAGGAGAAGAAGGAGAAUGAGAGGAAGAAGAAAGCUCAGCGGAUGGAGGAACCACGGAGGAGGCCCUCCAGGUCUGAAAGGCCCAAACGCAAGCCAGAGCGCCCCCUGGAGAAGAAGCGAGAACCAACCCCAGCGGAGAGACUACAGAAACUGCACACCGAUAUUAAAUUUGCACUGAAGGUGGACAGUCCGGAUAUCGAGCGCUGUCUGCAGGCCUUGGAGGAGCUGGGCACCGUGCAGGUGACCAGCCACCUGCUGCAGAAGAACCCGGACGUGAUCGCCACGCUCAAGAAGAUCCGCCGUUACAAGGCCAGCAGUGCGGUGAUGGAGAAGGCCAGUCAGGUCUACAACAAGCUCAAGCUGCAGUUCCUCAAGAAGACAGAGGGGGCGGUAAAGUCCCCGACAGAAGACAAGAGCAAGCCGGACAGUGAGGAGAUCCAGAACACGGACUUGGCGUCCGUGAACGGUGAGAGCGAAACCCAGAAGCUAGAGGACAGCCAAUCGGCACACAGCCCCAAGUCACCUGACCAAGAAAUGGACAAGGAGAACAAGGAACAAGCAGCCCCUGCCCUCGUCAGCUCAAAUCCCAGUAGCCCGGUCGAGCAUCAGACGCACAGUGAUGACAUCACGGAUUGCACUGUUCCCAUAGAGACCGAAAGGCCAGUCAUUGAGAGCUGAAGAGGCCUUUUUAAAAAGAUUUUAAAAAGGGGAGGGGUUUAUAUCUGUGGGAAGAGAGAUUAACUUUGACUGAAUCUUGCAUUGUCAGGACAUUGUCCUUUUAUCAACUACUUUUGUUUCCUUGACUUUUAUACUGCAGUUGAACCCCGCACACACUGUCCCAUCAAACCUUCCGGUCCACCUUUCCCCCCUCAUAAAAUCCUAACAAUGUAACGAACUCAUAUUGUGUAUAAAUAGCAGAAUCGUGGUUUUUAGCACCUUGGAACAGGAUUUGAGAGAAAGGAGAGAAAGAAAUGGGAGGGAACUGUUGAUGUGAAUGUCUUUGAGACUUUUUGUUUCUAAUUGUGCAGUUACAACACCCUACCUUAUUGUAAGGGGUGGCGCUGUUGUCAGUGUCAGUAAAAAUCUGUCUGUUGCCUUUAUUGAUUUAUCCUUACUUACCAAAGGGGACUGAAGGAGGGAGAGGUGGUUAGAUAAUAUAAAGUAAAGAACAGAUUGGAUUCAGAAGUUGUUUUUGAACAUAUUAUUAUUAUUAUUAGUUUGUCUGACUUAAUGUCAGUCAUGAAGAUGACUAAUUUUUUGUCUUAUCGAAGAACCUUCCAAUGUUUUUUUUUUUUUUUUUUCAGAUAACUGCUGCAAAUUGGUUUUGUGCUCUUCCUGAAUACUGCAUACAGUACUACCCUGUACUGACUGUGUCCUCUGGUCUUCCUUUAAUGUCCCAUUACCCACAAUGCACAUUUAUUUGGGAGAGGUACUUGCACUGUGUAUGGUUCCGUUAAACAUGACUUGUUACGAUCAGAUAAAUGUAUGCGGCAUUAAGACGC